This is a messenger RNA of Caenorhabditis auriculariae, 1125 nucleotides long. Lineage: Eukaryota; Metazoa; Nematoda; Chromadorea; Rhabditida; Rhabditidae. The record is from the annotation of a GenBank genome assembly.
AUGAAGGUUUCUUACUUCAACGUCCGCGGACUCGGUGAAAUGAUCCGACUAUUACUGACUGAUAAACAGAUUUCUUUUGAGGAUGAAAAGUUCACCAAGGAUGAAUGGCAGAACAUCAAGCCGAAAAUGGUGUUUUUUUGUGAAAAGAAGGUAUUUUAAAACAAUUUUUUUUAGCAAUUUGGCCAAGUUCCUUGCCUUUCCUUCGAGGACGAGCAAAUCGUUCAAACUGGAGCUAUCAUGCGUCAUUUGGGCCGUGUUCAUGGUUUUUAACAGUUUGGAACGAUUAAAAAAAUUUUUUUUAAGGCUUGAAUGGUCAAAACGAACAAGAAACAACCUUCAUCGACAUGUUCUUCGAGGGAAUUCGCGACUUGCAUUCGAAGUACACGACAAUGAUCUACCAAAAUUAUGUAAGUCUAGAAAAACACCGUAAUGUUAUUUCAACUCUUUUUGUUAUAGGAAAACGGAAAGGAGCCGUUCCUCAAGGACGUGCUCCCCGUUGAGCUUGAAAAGUUGGAGAAGCUGUUCAAGACUUACGGAAACGGUGACGCGUUUGUCGCUGGAGCCAAGGUACACCGAAAAAUUAAGAAAUUAGAAUCAGAAUAAACAUUUUCAAGGAGAGCUACGCCGACUACGCUCUUUUCGAAGAAAUCGACGUUCUUCUCGUUCUGAGUCAAUCGGCUCUUGAUCAUUUCCCAAAACUGAAGAACUUCCAUUAUCGAUUCUCUCAAAGGCCUAAUCUCAAGGUUUAAAUUUUGAAAAAAUCAAUAAAAACGAUAUAGCGAGAUAGAGUAAUACAGACAGCUUAGAUUCCUAUAAUGUGAAAAAUAACAUUAAACUUUCUUAGUUAUUGAUAUCUUAUGAUUUCAGAUAUUUCAACUACACUUGGAUGAAAAAUAAUUGAAUAUACCUUCAUUGGUUUUAGGGGUCACUAAAAAUUCUAAAACUUCACAUGAACUCUUAGACAAUAUUUUUCAGCUUCUAGGGGUCCAAGUGAAGAUAAUCAUUGAAAUUUCAAUGCAUCGGCCCGUUUUAUUUUCGCUAUCCGUUCCAAGACCAUUUUUUCAGGCCUACCUGUCCAAACGGGCUUCUCUGAACGUUCCAAUCAACGGCAAUGGAAAACAAUAA